Molecule: messenger RNA, 1051 nt
Organism: Cucurbita pepo subsp. pepo (vegetable marrow)
Lineage: Eukaryota; Viridiplantae; Streptophyta; Magnoliopsida; Cucurbitales; Cucurbitaceae
Product: myb-related protein 306
Biological process (GO): response to auxin
Source: RefSeq, a predicted model, not a curated record
CCUUGCAUUCCAUUUCUAUUAUGAGCUAGAGCCCAAGAACACGAACACGAACACGAACACGAACACGAAGAUCAAGUUCAUCAAUGAUGGGAAGGCAUCCAUGUUGUGACAAAGUGGGCGUGAAAAAAGGGCCAUGGACGCCUGAGGAAGAUAUCAUCUUGGUUUCUUACAUUCAAGAACAUGGGCCUAGCAAUUGGCGAUGGGUUCCAACAAAUACUGGUUUGCUAAGAUGCAGUAAGAGCUGUAGGCUAAGAUGGACCAAUUACCUCCGACCCGGAAUCAAGCGAGGAAACUUCACUGAUCACGAAGAGAAAAUGAUUGUUCAUCUCCAAGCUCUUUUGGGUAACAGAUGGGCAGCCAUAGCGUCGUACCUUCCGCAAAGAACAGACAACGACAUAAAAAAUUAUUGGAACACGCACUUGAAAAAGAAGCUGAAAAAGAUGCACUCAGGGUCAGAUGGUGCCCAAACUAGAAUCUCAAAAGGGCAGUGGGAAAGAAGGCUUCAAACAGACAUACACACAGCCAAAAGAGCCCUUUGUGAAGCACUUUCCUUACACAAACCAAGCUCAUAUGAAACCAUGGAAGCAUCAAAACCCCAACAAUCAACUGCAACUUAUGCAUCAAGUGCUGAAAAUAUAGCCAAAUUGCUUGAGAAUUGGAUGAAGAAAUCACCAAAAUCUUCCACACAAAGUGAAGGAUCACAAAGUGGAAUGAAUUACAACAACUCACCGGAGGUGAAUUUGGAUGAUUCCUUGUUUAAUUUCAAUGACAAUAGCAAUUCUCCUUCAACCUCUACAACAAAUCAAGUUCCUCCUCUAAGUUUCCUGGAGAAGUGGCUGUUUGAUGAUGGAGCUUUGGCUCAUGUUCAUGCUGAUCAUAUAAUUAGUGUGUCAUUAGAAGCUGAAACAUGAUGAACAAACACUUUUUACAAUAAAUAUCCUUGUGGGAGGUAAGAACAAAAGUGUAAAUUAACAUGAAAUUACAUGCUCUAUACUAUAUCUAUGCAUCUAUAUAUAUAUAUAUGGAAAUAAAAAUCAUAUGUUAUAAUUUC